CUCUCCCCAUUAAAUUUACUAUAUUCAUUCGUCUAUAACAAAGAGAAGAAAUACACCCAUUCAGCGACGUGGGAUAUGGAAUGGGAAAAAGGGUUCUCAAUCUUGGGGAUUUUUUAGAUAAAUAAAUUAAUUAAAGAGAGAAAAGAAGAAGAAUCAGAAAUUGUACAGAGAGAGAGAGAGGAAAGGACUUUCAGACCAGCGGCUUGGUUGAAGGUUUUUGAUUAUCAAACCCCCAACUCCAGAAACCUCUAUCUAUCUCAUUUCUGUCUCUAAUUUUUCUUUUCUUUUCUUUUUCUCGCGCAAGAAAAAGGUAUCCCAUAGUCUGUGGAGUCAGGAUUGAUUAUUCAUUUGUCAUCACGAUCUGAGAGAGAAGAAGUUCAUUCGUAUGGUAUGGGGACUUGCUGGGCUUCUCCUAACAACCGAACGAUUCAAACCCCCACCACACCAACUGAACAUUUUACUUCUUCGGUGGCAUGUACUCAAACAAGCAGCAGCAACACCACUGCAUCUUCAGAUAGAAGCAAUGUCUCUGGGAACAGCCGAUUUUCAGCAGAAAGUGGCAGCAUUGAAUCAUAUCCCAAUGGGCAGAUUUUGCCUCCCUGCAAUUUAAGGACCUUCAGUUUCUUAGAACUGAAAAAUGCCACCCGAAAUUUUAGGCCAGACACAGUGUUGGGCGAAGGAGGUUUCGGCAAAGUUUACAAGGGUUGGCUUGAUGAGAAGUCGACUUCAAAGAGCAGUACUGGAUCAGUUGUUGCCAUCAAGAAGUUGAAUUCUGAUAGCGUACAGGGAAUUAAGGAGUGGCAGUCCGAGAUUGAUUUCUUAGGAAGGCUUUCACAUCCUAACCUUGUCAAGCUGUUGGGAUGCUCUUGGGAGGAUGAAGAGCUACUUCUUGUCUAUGAAUUCAUGCAAAAGGGCAGCUUGGAGAACCACCUUUUUGGAAGGGGCUCUGCCGUUCAGCCACUUCCAUGGGCCAUUCGGCUUAAGAUUUUAGUCGGGGCAUCUCAAGGCUUGGCAUUUUUGCAUGGAUUAGAAAAUAAAAUUAUAUAUAGGGAUUUCAAGGCAUCAAAUAUACUGCUUGAUGGAUCCUACAAUGCCAAGAUCUCAGACUUUGGGUUGGCGAAAUUGGCGCCCUCGGCUAGCCGGUCCCAUGUGACAACACAGGUUAUUGGCACAUAUGGGUAUGCUGCUCCAGAGUAUGUUGCCACAGGGCAUUUGUACGUGAAGAGUGACGUGUAUGGUUUCGGUGUUGUGAUGGUUGAAAUGCUAACUGGUUUACGAGCACUCGAUAUAACCCGCCCAAGUGGGAGACAUAAUCUGGUAGACUGGGUGAAGCCAUAUUUGUCCAACAGAAAGAAGCUGAAGAGCAUAAUGGAUUCCCAUUUGGAAGGGAAAUUCCCUUCCAGAGCUGCAGCACAAAUAGCUCAACUUGCUCUAAAGUGCCUUGCACCUGAACCCAAAAUGAGGCCAUCAAUGAAAGAAGUUGUGGAGGCGCUGGAACGUAUCCAAGCAGAUGAUGAAAAACCAAAGGCGCCUAGAAUUAAUUCCAGAGACCAGAUUGCCAAUCGACACAGACAGCAGCGUUUGCACAAAUGAUCUAUACCUCCCUUAUACAGGCCGGGAAUCAGUCCUACUGACUCCCAGCUUGAGCAGGAUGAGUACUUCAAUACUCUGUUUCCCAAGAAGAGCAGGUCUUGAAUCUGUGUGCCCCGAUAAUUUGUUCUUUUAUUCAUCCCCUUGAAAAUUGUGGCCAGAUUUGUUAUUCAACUGGUGCCCUCUGUUUACUAGAUGAGAUGUUAGCUUAAAUUUAACUAUUUCUGUUGGUUAGUCGACUUGUUCUUUGUAUACUUCCUCCUUGUAGAGUCAACACCAUGGCAUUUAUAAAUAGCUUCUAAAUGUUUUAUUCGUA
Messenger RNA from Diospyros lotus (date-plum), 1906 nucleotides. RefSeq names its product probable serine/threonine-protein kinase PIX13. The record is from RefSeq and is a predicted model, not a curated record. Gene Ontology annotation, molecular function: ATP binding; protein kinase activity. Lineage: Eukaryota; Viridiplantae; Streptophyta; Magnoliopsida; Ericales; Ebenaceae. The transcript has 6 exons. Gene Ontology annotation, biological process: protein phosphorylation. Bases 391 to 1593 code for a protein of 400 amino acids.